UCUUGAUACUCGAAUGAGAAGCGGUUUCAGCGAGAGAAUUUCCACUUAUUUAUUGGAGUGUACGUCACAGAACAUUCUGUAAACUAUGAAGACUUCGUAGUGAUUCAGAUAUUAUUUAUAUUUGAAUUGAAAGGAGAGACAUAUGGUUUUCUCAUAAAAGAGAAAAUCCUGGUUACAGCUGUUCCUUAUUUUUUCUUUGUAAAUCAACAUCGUUAAACUUUUGGCAGCAAGAUGGUUUUAGCAGAUUUAGGAAGGAAAAUCACAUCCGCUCUGCGGUCUCUGGGCAAUGCCACCAUCAUUAAUGAAGAGGUACUAAAUGAGAUGCUGAAAGAAAUUUGUAAAGCAUUAAUUGAAGCAGAUGUAAAUAUCAAACUUGUCAAGACUCUCAGAGAAAAUGUCAGGUCUGUCAUUGACUUUGACGAAAUGGCAGGUGGUUUGAACAAGAGAAGAAUGAUACAGUCAGCUGUUUUCAAAGAACUUGUAAAGCUGAUUGAUCCUGGUGUUAAGGCCUGGACACCCACCAAAGGAAAAAACAAUGUCAUCAUGUUUGUUGGACUCCAGGGGAGCGGUAAAACAACAACAUGUACUAAACUUGCCUAUUAUUACCAGAAGAAAGGAUGGAAGACGUGCUUAAUUUGUGCCGACACUUUCCGUGCAGGAGCUUUCGAUCAGCUGAAACAGAAUGCCACCAAAGCAAGAAUCCCCUUUUAUGGAAGUUACACAGAAAUAGAUCCUGUGUUGAUAGCACAGGAGGGAGUAGAGAAAUUCCGAUCGGAGAAUUUUGAGAUCAUCAUUGUGGACACUAGUGGUCGUCAUAAGCAGGAGGAUUCCCUGUUUGAGGAAAUGUUACAAGUCAAUAAUGUCACUAAUCCAGACAACAUUGUGUUUGUGAUGGAUGCUUCCAUUGGUCAAGCAUGUGAGGCACAGGCCAAAGCCUUCAAAGACAAAGUAGAUGUUGGUUCUGUCAUUAUAACCAAACUGGACGGCCACGCCAAGGGAGGAGGAGCACUCAGUGCGGUGGCAGCCACCAAGAGUCCUGUGAUAUUUAUAGGAACAGGAGAACACAUUGAUGAUUUUGAACCUUUCAAAGUUCAACCUUUUGUUAGCAAAUUGUUAGGUAUGGGAGAUAUUGAAGGUCUGAUAGACAAAGUAAAUGAACUCAAGCUAGAUGACAAUGAAGACCUAAUGAAGAAGCUCAAACAAGGUCAAUUCACAUUACGAGACAUGUAUGAACAGUUCCAGAACAUCAUGAAAAUGGGUCCCUUCAGUCAGAUUAUGGGCAUGAUUCCUGGGUUCAGUUCUGACUUUUUGACAAAAGGAGGGGAACAGGAGUCGAUGGCCCGCCUAAAGAAACUUAUGACCAUUAUGGACAGCAUGAACGACAAAGAGUUGGAUAGUUUGGAUGGGGAGAGGUUGUUUACCAGACAGACUGGACGUAUACAGAGGGUAGCAAGGGGAGCUGGGGUGUCGAUAAGGGAGGUAAAUGAGUUGUUGACCCAGUACAAGAAGUUUGCUCAGAUGGUGAAGAAGAUGGGAGGCAUUAAAGGACUCUUUAAGGGUGGAGACAUGAGUAAGAAUGUGAAUCCAUCUCAGAUGGCCAAACUGAACCAACAGAUGGCAAAGAUGAUGGAUCCCAGAGUUCUACAGCAAAUGGGUGGAAUGCAGGGACUCCAGGGCAUGAUGAGGCAAUUCCAACAAGGAGCUGCUGGAAAGUUCGGGAAUAUGUUUGGCAACAUGGACAGAUAACACAUGGGGAGAAAUGAAGAGAGAAAUCAUUGUACUUGGAUUUUCCUCCAGUAUUGUGCUGUGUUUUAGGUCAUCGAGUCUCUUACUGUCUGACAUCAUGGAUUAAAAAUUGUCAAAUGGAGAUAAAGUCAUCAUUUCAUGAACUUCAACAUGUUUAUCAUGUGCCAUUCUCAUUUAUUAUGUGUAUGUACUGCAUAUUUUGAUGAAGUCUGAAAUACAUGUACGUCUGAAUGUUCUUUUGUAAUGUACUGAAUGUGCAUGUACAUGCAAUUUCAUGGCAAUAGGAUGUUACAUAUUUAUACAAUAUAAUUAAUUUUUGUGAUAACUGAAACUAUGUUCAUGUAUUUUAUUAGGUGAUUGGUCUGAUAAUUUUUCCAAUGUUCACAUUGUUAACAAAGACUUAUAGUUGAGAUAAAUGAACUUACCAAGACUUGGAUUUUUUUCCCUCCAACAUUAACUUGGGUAGAAUUAAGAGGACUAAUGUCCCAUAGAGGAAGUGCAACUUGUGUCAUUAAAGUGAAAUAUUGCAUGGAGUAAAGAUUCCAUAGAGGUACCAGAUUUUCCAAGCUAAAAGGUAAUUACCCAUGCUUACGAGUGUGAAAUGUAGGUUAGAUGCAGUAUUUGGAUUACCAAAGGUGUAUUCAAUAAAAUGUCCAGAAAUA
Molecule: messenger RNA, 2408 nt
Organism: Saccostrea echinata
Lineage: Eukaryota; Metazoa; Mollusca; Bivalvia; Ostreida; Ostreidae
Product: signal recognition particle subunit SRP54
Exons: 15
Coding region: 232-1746 (504 amino acids)
Biological process (GO): SRP-dependent cotranslational protein targeting to membrane; SRP-dependent cotranslational protein targeting to membrane, translocation
Cellular component (GO): cytosol; signal recognition particle, endoplasmic reticulum targeting
Molecular function (GO): ATP hydrolysis activity; GTP binding; GTPase activity
Source: RefSeq, a predicted model, not a curated record